This is a messenger RNA of Seminavis robusta, 2723 nucleotides long. Lineage: Eukaryota; Bacillariophyta; Bacillariophyceae; Naviculales; Naviculaceae. The record is from the annotation of a GenBank genome assembly.
UAGACGUUUUCUACUACAGGCUGGUCCUCGUAUUGCGCUUCCGGUACAGUGCCUGUGGAGGGCGUCGCCGAGAAGUCCGUGCAGGUCUGCCUUCCAUCAGCACAAGAGCUCCUUCUUGUCGCUUUCGGUUUUGAAAGGAUGAUCAGCGUCUGGCUAGGCUGACGUUUGAUAAAAAGAGCAACUCUGCGUCCAUGUUUGUCACGCCUUCCCAGACCUGCUUUGCUUUGGAAGCAACUCGAGGAGAUCAGCGCAUGCAUGCCACCUACUGUAUCGGGAACGCAACUGAAGGAUACAUAGCGCAAUGAUGUCGUUCAGCGAUAUAUCUUCCAAAGGAGAAUGAUCCUGGGUCUGUACUUGCCAUCGAAAAACAGUCACGCAACUGUACCGUACUUAGAGUGCCGCCAGAAGAUUCACCCAGCUACUUAUUUUGACUUGGCGUACCGGUGGGUGCAAGACAAACCACCGAAGCUGCACCUGCCAAGGAUGGGGUGGCAACGAAUGGACAUUCCAGGGCAGGUCAAGGCGGCAUAACCCUUCUGUUGAGUGAAUGCACCCAACAAGCACAGACCCAAAGCAAAAUCUCUCCGCACAUCCAUUGGCUUGCGGCACAAGAUCUUUUCUACCGGAAGCGUUUCGUUUGCAAAGUUUCUUCCUUACGGAUUGGGGAUCAAGUGACGAAUUAUGGUUCCAAUUCAAAGGAUUCAGGCAGAUGUAGCUCAACCAAGUCUUCGAGGCCAGUUGGCUGCAUCGCUUCUUCUUCUCGCCGUUGCUCUUGUUCUGCCAACGGCGUGUCAUGCUCAAACGAUUCUUCGCAAUGGCAAAAUCUACACGCUCGACAAGACCAACCUCAUAGUCGAGGCAGUGGCAUUUAACGCUGCAGGCGUGAUUGAGACAGUGGGCACGGUGGCAGAGGUCACGGCGGCGCAUCCUGGAUACAUGCAAAAGGAUCUACAAGGACAAUUGCUCAUCCCUGGCUUUAUUGAUUCUCAUUUGCAUGCCGUCGAGGCUGGCAUCAACAACAACAUUUGUGCCGUUCCUGCGAGUGCACGCGUCGAACAAAUCCCCGUCGCUUUCCAAAACCAAAACACCUGUUUUAACAAUGGCCUGUUCGGAGGAUCAGGUUGGGCCAUGGGGGCAGGGAUUGAUAUCAGCAACUUGAUUCGCGAAAUUGAUGGUGGCUCGAGAACACCGCUGCAGGUCUUGGACGAGUACUUUCAGGCCACUCCUGUGGUUAUCCUGGAUUCAUUUGGCCAUGGCGCACUGUUCAAUACUGCGGCUGCUCAAAGGGUGGGAUACACCGCUACCAGCAACCCCCAAGGAGGACAGAUCCUCGUUCGCAACGGUGUCAUGAUUGGGAUCGCGACGGAAAACGCGCAACAGGCCUUGCGUUCCGCUGCCUUUCCCCCGUCCUCAACUGAAAAUCAGGAGAUUGCCUACCAGAGUCUCCUGUCUGCGCUUCAGGAGUUGAAUCGGAAUGGGAUCACGACCGUGUCGGAUGCUGGUGGGUUCUGGCGACAAGCUCAAACGGAAGCCUGGGCUCGAGCUCAAACCGCCAAUCGUCUUACCGUCAGGGCCAGCAAUGCACUGUACAUCUAUCCAGAUAUUCCCAUCGAUAGACAACUGUCCGAUCUGAGGAUGCGUUUCAGCAAUGGUGGUGAUACUGCCCGGUUGCGAUUCAACGCCGCUAAAAUCUACGUGGAUGGUAUCUUGUCAUUGGCGACGGGCCUCUUGUCUGUGCCUUAUAGCAACGAUCCUUUCUCACGCUAUCGGGGAACAAGUAGUGGAACGUGGCAGGGCAUGGAGUACUUUGGCAAUGCGACCUAUCUCAACACCGUAUGUUCCACCCUGGUGUCGAACGGGUUCCAGCUGCAUCUGCAUGUUACAGGCGAUACUGGAGCCAAUCGCGCUUUGAACUGCAUUGCCGCUGCGCCCAACAAUAAUGGGCCGCAUCGACUGACGCAUCUCUUCCUUGUUGGAUCCAGUGAUCGGUCUCGGUUUGCAUCGUUGAUGGCAAACCCUGAUUUCCAACUGACUGCCAGUUCUCUAAACGCUGGCAAUAUUGAUUUAAUGCGCUUCACAAUCGGAUCGACACUUACCAAUGAAUUCUUGCCCGCCAACGAAGUGUUUCAAGCUGGUGCUGGGCUGAUGACUUUGAGCAGCGACUGGGAUGCAGAUACACUCAGUCCGCUUCUCAAGCUCCAGCAAGUACUGAAUCGGGCCGAUGGUCGCAGCCUUCCUAGUUUGGAAGUUGCGUUGCAAAUGUACACCAUCAACGCUGCCAAUGUACUUCAAAUGGGAAAUCGCGUUGGCACCAUUGCGACGGGGAAGUAUGCCGACUUUGCAUUGAUCGACACUGAUAUCUUUUCAGUUCCGACCAACCAGAUCGGAAACGCCGCAGUCGUCGCCACGUACCUUGAAGGAGGGCUCGUCUUUGGGUCGGUUCCCGACUAUUCCGAAGGUGGCAACAACAAUCCAGGUUGUAUGGAACGUUUCUACAACGUUGCCAGAAACUCGGUACUGGCUAGUGUUUCCUACGUGCAGAGUUGGUUUGGUUCUACGGAAGGAGGCCCACCCGAAGAUUUCAAGGUUAAACAUCUGCCUUCAAACUAAUAACGUAUCGAGGUGCUGUGUUGUGUAUGAAAAGACGAAAGAGAUGAUGAAAAGAGUCCCAAGCAGAUGCUUUGCUUUGUCGACAAAACAAAGCUAGUGACUGGUUAGUCAUA